Molecule: messenger RNA, 996 nt
Organism: Asterias rubens (European starfish)
Lineage: Eukaryota; Metazoa; Echinodermata; Asteroidea; Forcipulatida; Asteriidae
Product: ryncolin-2-like
Exons: 1
Coding region: 1-996 (331 amino acids)
Source: RefSeq, a predicted model, not a curated record
AUGAUGAAAGUUGACAUGAUAGCAUUCUGUCUGACUUUCUUAUUACAUCAAUGUAGCGGGAGUGUACAGGGAUGGUUCAUACCAGACUUGUACCCAGCCAGUAACCGGGCUUUACUCAACAAUGCAAUUCAAUGGAAGACGGUAUCUUCUCAUGUAGUCUGUGGGCGAGACUGCUCCAUGGAUUCAAAUUGUACAUCCUUCAAUUACCACAUAAAUAAACGUAUUUGCGUGUUGAAUAAUGCAAAUAGAGCUGACAGUAACAUUGACUUUGUUAGUCUACGAGGAAGUGUCUACUACGAUGGUAAUUUGCAGACCCCUUCUUUCUCAACUCCAACUGACGCCAGCUUUAGUACAUGUCUGAUGUUUGCUAAAGCCGGCUAUCUUACCAAUGGCGUAUACACCAUUUACCCUGAUGCACCGACUGAUAGAUUGUUGCAGGUUUACUGUGACAUGAAGACAGAUGGAGGAGGCUGGAUCGUAAUCCAGAGGAGACAAGACGGCUCUGGUAACUUUCACCGUUCCUGGGCCGACUACCAAUCUGGGUUUGGUGAUCUACAAAACGAGUUCUGGUUGGGGAAUGAUAUCCUGCGUGACCUCACCGGAGCGGGACAAUGGCAACUCAGAGUGGAUUUGGAAGACUGGGAAGGGAAAACUUACUGGGCAACGUACGGUGAGUUUGCUGUCUGGGGAAACAAAUACACCCUUUCGGUUGGCUACUACAGCGCUGAUAGUACAGAAGGGGAUUCAAUGAUCCCACAAAAUGGGGUUCCAUUUUCAACUGGGGAUCGUGACAACGAUAAAAGCGGCGGUGACUGUGCAUCGACAUACGAAGGCGCCUGGUGGUUCGAUAACUGUUUUAAGGCACAUCUGAACGGUAAAUAUUACUAUGGGGGCGACCAGGGUGGAUAUGGACACGGGAUACAAUGGUACUAUAAUAGGGGCUGGUCGUACUCCUUCAAAAAAUGCGACAUGAAAAUACGGGAAGUCUUGAAUUAA